AUGAAGGGAUUCAUGAAUCCAAUAUUCCAACCUGUUGAUAAUGACAUGCUAGUUGAAGAAAGAAGAACUUUUCAAAUACCUAUAUCAGAUUUUAAAUAGAACAAAGAAUUACCAAAAGAAUAUGAGAGAAUUUUUUCAUCCAUCACAGACUCUUCCUAACAACUUAAUGAUAGCAUAUUAUUGCCAUUCGAUAAUACAAAAUAUGAAUAAAACCUUUAACUUUAGAAUAACAAUUGUCAUUAGAUUAAUCAUCAUACUUUAUCAUAAAAUUAGCGACCAAUCGUUAAAUUUGAUAAGAAUCGCUUAUAAUAAAUUCUGUAAACUCUUGCAAAACAGCAUCAAAUUUAAUCCAAACCUAAAAAUGAGUAAAUAUUAAAUCAAAAUAAUUAAUCAAAGAAUACUAAGAAUUCCAAUUAGACUAAUCAAAUUUCAAUCAACAAAAUGAGAAAUAUUAUCAAAAACGAUUUAACUCCAAAAAAUCAACCUAUUAUCAAAUAAAAUGAAAAUGAUGCCAAAUCUCAAAAGCAAAGAUCUUCUACAAAUUAUACUCCAAGAGUAGAGACAUCUCUCAUAACUGCAUGUCAUCAUAGUUUCAAAAAUUUAGAUGCAAAUCUUAACUAGAAAUAAGAUAAUCCAAAUAUUUUUUAACUUUUACAAAAAAGAACAAAAUCCUAAUAUCAUCCUAAACAAAUGAUAAAAUACUAAAUUGAUGAAAUAAAUGGAAAAAUCUUACAACUGAAAAAUCUCAUCUUUAAAUCAAUUAAAUAUGAUCAUUAGUAAGAAUCUAUACAAAUGUCAAUAUAAAAAAUUAUAUAAUAAAAUGAAGAUAGUAAUCUCUUACAAAAAGAGAUUGUUAAUCUUAAAAGUUUUACAAAUACAAAAUCAUUUAAGGAAUCAAAACACAAUAUUUUUUUUAAUGUUUAAAAAUUAAUAUCAUUGGCUAAAGAGAAGUAAAAAAAGUUAUAAAUAAUAAUGAUUUUCAAUAAAGAUGGAUCUUCAAAUGAUAGCAUAUAAAGUCCAAAAACAAAUUGUAUAUUGUCAAGAUAAACAACUUCAGACAAUAUAACAGAAGAGGUUUAAGAUGAUAAAAAAAAAUUUUAUUAAUUAGUUGUAAAUAGAAAAUUAGAAUUACCGUUUAAUCAUCCAAAUAAAGAUAUAUUAUUAAGCGAAUUAUAUGAAAAAUCAUUGAAAUUGGGCAUUAAGAAAUGUGAAUGGUAACAAUUUAUUGUUAAUGAAGUGAAAUUUUGA
This is a messenger RNA of Paramecium pentaurelia, 1248 nucleotides long. The record is from the annotation of a GenBank genome assembly. Lineage: Eukaryota; Ciliophora; Oligohymenophorea; Peniculida; Parameciidae.